GAAAACAUUCUCCCGAUGAGGACAACAAAUUUUGUGUUCAAGUUGAUGUUUUUUGCCUAUUUUUGCAGACACGCAGAAGAUGCUAACAAGCAUGUUCAGAGUGAGCGUCACCUUGUUGCUGAUUGGAGCAAUUGAUAGAGCGGACCCCGGUUACAACUGACCCCGCUCUCCCCUAAUACUCAGUUCUUAUUGUGAACACAAUUUAUAGACUCUCAGCUUACGUUUCUCUACUUUUUCCUUCCUUUAUUUAUUUAUUUAUUUAUUUAUUUAUUUAUUUUGUCCCACCAAGACACUCACCUAAUCAAUCGAACCGAACAGUUACAGACCAGAGCUAUGAAACCAAAAACCACCUAUUUGAAGUGCAAUCUAACAGUUAGGAAAACAUUACUAUUGACAAACUCGGAGCUGUAGUAGGCGCAUGACUUUGACACAUCUCAGGUUUGCCUCUGAAGGGUUAACACGGGCUCCAGGCGUUUCUCACGCAGGCAGGUAUCCCAGUACCAACCCCAACUUUAGGACAGAUGUUUUUUAAAGCCUCUAUAAUAAACCUCGGAGCCAUUCAUAACUGUCAUGUGCGCGUAACGGUGAGAUCCUGUGGUCAGAGGAAAUCAGCAUCGGCUCCACUCGGUAUUACAAUAGGGUAUAAAUACAGGGACCUCAAACGUCCUUCUCUACACGCUUCGAUCGAUCAGAUCUUUCUGCGUUCAGCCGGGUUUUGACUGGAAUAUUUGGCACCGCUGAAUGUGCCGGUGUAUUGUUUUGGGGUUGUUGAUUUUUUUAAAUAACUAAACGCGCGCAAAGAUGACAGAAAUCCCAGCUCUUCAUGUCCCGAAAAUAAGUAGCUCCUAUAAAACGAUGCGUCUCUGGAUAUGGUUGUUUUUGGCCGGUGAGUUGGUAAUGUUACGCGUGAGAGGCAUGGCAUUGCAGAAAGCUGCGUACUCGCACCCGGGUCUCUGUCCUAACGAUGUGAACCCCAACCUGUGGGUGGACGCAAUGAGCACCUGCACCCGGGAGUGCGAGUCCGACCAGGAAUGUGAGACAUUUGAAAAGUGCUGCGCAAAUGUUUGUGGGAGCAGGAGCUGUGUGGCAGCCCGCUACGUGGAUGCGUCAGCGAAGAAGGGAGCUGAUGGCAUAACCAAAGAGGCAACCUGCGACAAGUUCAUGUGCACUCAGCAGGGCUCUGAGUGCCACAUCUGGAAUGGGCAGCCCACAUGCAAGUGCAGAGAUCGCUGUGAGAAGGAGCCGCAUUUCACCUGUGCUUCUGACGGGAUGACCUACUAUAACAAGUGCUACAUGGAUGCUGAAGCUUGCUCCAAAGGUAUCUCCCUGUCUGUCGUGACCUGCAGGUCCCACCCUGUAAACACUAGUCCUCUACCUCCAGGAACCACCGCCCUCCCAACGACCACCCUACUGCUCACCACUACAUUAAAUGUGCAGCCCCCAGUCAUAACUGGGAGCCCAAUGGAACAGUCUGUGUUUGUGGGCGAUACAGCCAGCUUCCUGUGUGAAGUGACUGGCUGGCCAAAACCUGAGAUCACCUGGGAGAAGCAACUGGAGGGAAAAGAAAACAUUGUUAUGAAACCCAAUCACGUGCUGGGAAAUGUAGUUGUCACUAAUAUUGGACAGCUCGUGAUUUACAGCGCCCAGCUAGAAGAUAUAGGUGUCUACACCUGCACAGCCACAAACUCAGGUGGUUCUAUCCAAGCCCAUUUCCCACUCUCUGUCAUACAGAGAGACCCAAUUGAGAAAGAGAAGCCAAAGAACCUGUCUCCUUUCCCUGCUGAGGAAUGCAUGAAGGAGCCAGACACUGGUGACUGUGGUGGGCAGAAGCUGAGUUGGUACUAUGACAGCAAGAGGAACAGCUGCUUCAUAUUCACCUACGGUAACUGCAAUCAGAACCAGAACCACUUUGACAGCUUUGACUCCUGCAUGCUGUCCUGCCAGGCUGAACUGCCUACCCCAUGUGGUCUUCCAAGCCUGCAGGGCCCCUGUAAAUUCUAUAAGCCACGCUGGGCCUACAGCAGCACCCUCAAACAGUGCCAGCCCUUCAUUUAUGGGGGUUGUGGAGGCAAUGACAACAACUUUGAAACAAAAGAGGCAUGCGAGGACUUGUGCCCAUAUCCAAAGAACCACCGCUGCAAGCCAUGUAAAUCACAACACAAGAUCGUGUCCAGUUUUUGCAAGAGUGACUUUGUGAUAUUGGGCCGCAUGACAGAGCUGACAGAAGAGGAAGGCUCGGGCCGGGCGCAGAUCAACAUCGAUGAGAUCCUUAAGGAUGAGAAGAUGGGGCUUAAGUUCCUGCAGAAUGAACCCUUGGAGGUGACAUUGCAGAACAUGGACUGGAACUGCCCGUGUCCCAAUGUCACUACCUCGGAUGGUCAGAUCAUCAUCAUGGGUGAUGUGCACAACGGAAUGGCCGUGCUCCAGCCAGACAGCUUCGUCAGCCAGUUCAGUGUGCGACGGCUCCGCAGGCUGCGCGAAGUGAUCAAUAAAAACACAUGUGAAAUUCUGAAAGAGUUCAGGGAAUAGGGCAGUGCUCUUAGCCCAAGAUGACUGCUAUUCUUUUGAAAAUUCAAAUGGCCAAUGACAUUUAUCAAUGUAAGAACUAUGCACAGUGAUGUUGGAUAAAAUGGAGGAACUGUAAAAGUUCCACAAUCAUAUUUUUUGUAUUUCUAGUUUUAAAUCAUUUUCCUUCUUGUACUUAUAUUUAACUUACUGUACUGUUGAUUUAGUUUUCUUUCCUUUUUUUUUUUUUUUUUUUAAAUCUGUUUAUUAUAUACAAUACUCUUGUAUAUGAGUAGUGAGUUGUCUAACAUCCACAAAAUUCCAGGCCAGUUAAGAUGUUUGCUUUGACAAGGUUGUAUAUACAGUAUGAGACACAGCUGUUCACCCAUGAGACAGUGUCAACUUUCAACGUCUUCAUAGGAAACCUGCUAAAAUGCCUCUUGGGUUAAAGUGAAAGAACACAUUUGUAGGCAUAGGAAGCAUUAAUCAGACCCAUCUGCUGGGCCAAAUCCCAGCACACACUAUUCCCUUACUUCAAAGGAAAUUCGUGCCUACCUUAUAAAUUCAAGGUGGUUCAUUCAAGGAAUCUGAUGAGUAAUUUCUUGUCUGAUGCUCUAUUAUUUUAUUACUGGAGGUUAAUGACAUGUCUCAAGAAAACUGUUGUAAUAUACUGUAGAAAGCACAUGGAUAAGUUGUAUUAUAUUUACUCUGAAGUUCUGUUUUAAGGCUUGUUAAAGCAGAUAUAUCUGUAUUCUAUCCUGCUCACAUUUCUGUUAUGAUGAACGUUUGAUGUACAGCUAGAUAUUUUAACAAGGACAAUCGUGAAGUGAUUU
Ictalurus furcatus (blue catfish) is the source of this 3338-nucleotide messenger RNA. RefSeq names its product WAP, follistatin/kazal, immunoglobulin, kunitz and netrin domain containing 2b (gene wfikkn2b). The coding region runs from base 802 to 2529 and encodes 575 amino acids. The record is from RefSeq and is a predicted model, not a curated record. Gene Ontology annotation, cellular component: extracellular region. The transcript has 2 exons. Lineage: Eukaryota; Metazoa; Chordata; Actinopteri; Siluriformes; Ictaluridae. Gene Ontology annotation, molecular function: protein binding; serine-type endopeptidase inhibitor activity.